This is a messenger RNA of Nomascus leucogenys (northern white-cheeked gibbon), 1379 nucleotides long. RefSeq names its product potassium channel tetramerization domain containing 14 (gene KCTD14). The transcript is spliced from 2 exons. NCBI's taxonomy places the organism in Eukaryota, Metazoa, Chordata, Mammalia, Primates, Hylobatidae. The record is from RefSeq and is a predicted model, not a curated record. Bases 111 to 878 code for a protein of 255 amino acids. Gene Ontology annotation, molecular function: protein binding. Gene Ontology annotation, biological process: protein homooligomerization.
CCGGUCUCACUGCAAGCCACGCCUGGCCCAGCCCCGUCCCGCCUUGAGCCUUGGUGUCCCCACCUAGGGGCGGGCAGCCAGGGGCACUUCCGCUGGCCCAAGUGAUCUGCAUGUGGCAGGGCUGCGCAGUGGAGCGGCCAGCAGGCAGGAUGACGAGCCAGACCCCUCUGCCCCAGUCCCCCCGGCCCAGGCGGCCGACGAUGUCUACUGUUGUGGAGCUGAAUGUGGGGGGUGAGUUCCACACCACCACCCUGGGUACCCUGAGGAAAUUUCCGGGCUCAAAGCUGGCAGAGAUGUUCUCUAGCUUAGCCAAGGCCUCCACAGACUCGGAGGGCCGCUUCUUCAUCGACCGCCCCAGCACCUAUUUCAGACCCAUCCUGGACUACCUGCGCACUGGGCAAGUGCCCACACAGCACAUCCCUGAAGUGUACCGUGAGGCUCAGUUCUACGAAAUCAAGCCUUUGGUCAAGCUGCUGGAGGACAUGCCGCAGAUCUUUGGUGAGCAGGUGUCUCGGAAGCAGUUUUUGCUGCAAGUGCCGGGCUACAGCGAGAACCUGGAGCUCAUGGUGCGCCUGGCGCGUGCAGAGGCCAUAACAGCACGGAAGUCCAGCGUGCUUGUGUGCCUGGUGGAAACUGAGGAGCAGGAUGCAUAUUAUUCAGAGGUCCUGUGUUUUCUGCAGGAUAAGAAGAUGUUUAAGUCCGUUGUCAAGUUUGGGCCCUGGAAGGCGGUCCUAGACAGCAGCGACCUCAUGCACUGCCUGGAGAUGGACAUUAAGGCCCAGGGGUACAAGGUAUUCUCCGAGUUCUACCUGAUGUACCCCACCAAAAGAAACGAAUUCCAUUUUAACAUUUAUUCGUUCACCUUCACCUGGUGGUGAUCCUCAGGAGCAGAGACUGUUAUGAAUUCUGGCAUGGCUUAUGAAAUUAAAAGUUGCCAUCAAAGCCAUUUUCUUUUAAUUUCACAAACAUCAGGCAAUUUCCAGGGUUGGUCUAGAGCCUUGCCACUAAAUACUGAUCUCUCAUUUAAGGACUUUCCACUCCAUUGCAACUGACGCCACUAUGUUUGCCUAGCAACUUGCAGCUACUUCCUCUUCAAAGCCUCAUAUAUCUCCCAGACCCUUCUCUUGAAGUCCAAUAACAAGGCCAAGUAAGAAUGUUUCAACAAUGCGUUGGCAAGAGAUGUGAGAUGACAACAGGAACAUACGAGAUACUGUGAAUCUAGAUGUUCUGACCUAAAGACGUAGUCUACAUAGCCCCAGCUUGGGGUCCAAUCCAUCUAUCUCUGGCAUGUGCCUUCAUGUAGUGGGUGCUUUCCUGAUCCCCUUUGCGAGAUGCUGUGGGUGCUAAAACCUCAGAGCUGUCCUCUUCUCUAGAGUGGA